UCUUACCCAUAAACCCAAACCCGGAGUUCGGCUGCGCACGCGGGCGCGUUCAUCUUCUUCAUCCUCCUCGCGCACCGGUUCCGCCUCUCCGCCGGUUCCGCUCUCCUUGCGCGCGUGAGCUGCCGGAACACCGCACGGAGGUCGCGCGCGCACAAUCUGAUCUCAAAAAGGCUGCAGUUUUCAGUUUGAUUUAUUUUCCCUACUAAAUUAUUAAUUAUUGUGUUUUUUAUGUCACGUUCCAUUUUUUUAUGAAACGGCGUGUGAAAUGUCCUUGGAGCAAAUGGCCUGUCCGGCUUCGUGCUGCUGCUGCGACUUUAUUUCUCAUCAGUAACCUGCAGUGACGUGGACCGGAACGAUGACGACCGCUUCUCGUGUUGAACUUUUUUAAAAAUAGGUUUUCAUUUUGAAUGGAGUUACAGUUUACCGUACCUUAAAAUAAAAAAAACAGGACGAUCAGACUUCUUUUCUCCCAGCAUGUAGAUCCACGGACAGAACUUUGCAGAUUUGCCUCAGGAGAAGUAGAUCAGUCUAGACGGCUACGCGGCGGCCCCUCGGACCGGACGGCAUCAUGGGGGAAUCUGUGAAUAGCGCUGUGGCGUUUCACCCUAAGAAGCAGAGGACUGACAGCGGAGGGCAUGAGGGUGAUUUUGGAGUUUCUCUGGAGGAACUGAGGAACCUUAUGGAGGUUAGAGGAGCGGAAGCACUACAGAAAAUACAGGAGAGCUACGGAAACACUGAAGGACUCUGUCACAGACUAAAAACUUCACCAACAGACGGUUUAUGGGACGUUCCUGCAGACCUGGAGAGACGAUGGCAGGUUUUUGGACAGAACUUCAUCCCUCCAAAGAAGCCAAAGACAUUUCUUCAGUUAGUGUGGGAGGCGCUGCAGGACGUCACUCUCAUCAUACUGGAGAUCGCCGCCAUCAUCUCACUCGGCCUGUCCUUCUAUCAACCGCCGGAUGGAGACAGCGAAGCUUGUGUUAGUGUGUUGGGUGGAGUGGAGGACGAAGGUGAGGCCGAGGCCGGAUGGAUAGAGGGAGCGGCGAUCCUCCUCUCCGUGCUGUGUGUGGUGUUGGUUACUGCCUUUAAUGACUGGAGUAAAGAGAAGCAGUUCCGUGGCCUUCAGAGCCGCAUCGAACAGGAGCAGCGCUUCAGCGUCGUCCGGAACGGCGUCGUCGUCCAAAUCCCAGUGGCUGAGAUGGUGGUUGGAGACGUGGCUCAAGUCAAAUAUGGUGAUCUCCUUCCUGCUGAUGGAGUUCUGAUUCAGGGAAACGACCUGAAGAUUGAUGAGAGCUCCCUCACCGGAGAGUCGGAUCACGUCCGGAAAGCCGUGGAUCGAGAUCCGAUGCUGCUGUCAGGAACACACGUGAUGGAGGGAUCAGGGAGAAUGCUGGUGACUGCAGUCGGGAUCAACUCCCAAACCGGAAUAAUCUUCACCCUGCUCGGAGCCGGAGAGGUCGAGGAGGAAAAGAGAGAGACUAAAAAAGCAGAGGUCAGUAGUAGCUCAUCCAUCCGGUUUUCUGGCAUUUCUACCAAAACGUGCAGCAUUGUUAAUGGAAAACAAGACGGCGCUCUGGAGAACAAUCAGAACAAAGGGAUUAAACAGGACGAUGCGGUUGCCAUGGAGAUGCAGCCACUGAAGAGUGCGGAGGGUGGAGACAUGGAGGAAAAAGACAAAAAGAAAUCAAAUGUCAACAAAAAGGAGAAAUCUGUGCUUCAGGGAAAGCUCACCAAGCUGGCAGUGCAGAUCGGGAAAGCAGGUUUAGUGAUGUCGGCCAUCACUGUGAUUAUCCUGAUGCUGUACUUCGUGAUAAAGACCUUCAUCAUUCAGGGUCGCUCCUGGCUCCCCGACUGCACCCCCAUAUACGUCCAGUACUUCGUCAAGUUCUUCAUCAUCGGGGUGACGGUGCUGGUCGUGGCCGUUCCUGAAGGUCUGCCGCUUGCCGUCACCAUCUCACUGGCGUAUUCUGUAAAGAAAAUGAUGAAGGACAAUAAUCUGGUGCGGCAUCUGGACGCGUGCGAGACGAUGGGGAACGCCACGGCGAUCUGCUCGGACAAAACCGGAACGCUGACCACCAAUCGCAUGACGGCUGUGCAGAUCUACGUGGGAGAUCAACACUUCACGGAAAUCCCGGAACCACAGCACAUUAACACACACACACUGGAGCUGCUCACCAGUGCCAUCUCCAUCAACAGCGCCUACACCUCCAAGAUCACGGCAGCAGAGAAGGAGGGGGGUUUACCUAAGCAGAUAGGGAAUAAGACAGAAUGUGCACUGCUGGGUCUGGUGCUGGAUCUGAAGCGUGAUUAUGAGUCGAUACGAGAGCAGGUUCCAGAGGAGAACCUCUAUAAGGUCUACACCUUCAACUCCGUUCGCAAGUCCAUGAGCACCGUCAUCCAGCUCCCUGACGGACACUUCCGCAUCUACAGCAAGGGAGCGUCCGAGAUCCUGCUCAAAAAAUGUUCUUCCAUUUUGUCCCAGAGCGGUCCGGUUCGUCCAUUCGGACCUCGAGAUCGGGAUGAAAUGGUGAAGAAGGUGAUUGAGCCGAUGGCGUGUGACGGCCUCCGCACCAUCUGUGUAGCGUAUCGUGACGUUCCUAACGAUCCGCCACCGGAAUGGGACAACGAGGCCGAGAUCAUCAACAACCUCAUCUGCAUCGCUGUGGUGGGAAUCGAGGAUCCGGUUCGGCCGGAGGUUCCAGAAGCUAUCAGGAAGUGUCAGAGGGCGGGAAUCACAGUAAGAAUGGUUACGGGAGAUAACAUCAACACAGCGCGUGCCAUCGCCGCUAAAUGCGGCAUCCUUAACAUCGGAGACGACUUCCUGUGCAUGGAGGGGAAAGACUUUAACCGGCGAAUCAGGAACGAGAAAGGAGAGGUGGAGCAGGAGCGCAUCGAUAAGAUCUGGCCCAAACUCAGGGUCCUGGCUCGCUCAUCUCCAACAGACAAACAUACACUCGUCAAAGGUAUCAUAGACAGCACGAUAGGAGAACAGAGGCAGGUUGUGGCGGUGACUGGUGACGGUACGAAUGAUGGUCCUGCACUGAAGAAAGCUGACGUUGGCUUUGCGAUGGGUAUCGCAGGGACAGACGUGGCGAAGGAGGCAUCUGACAUCAUUUUAACGGAUGAUAACUUCAGCAGCAUCGUGAAGGCGGUGAUGUGGGGCAGAAAUGUUUACGACAGCAUCUCCAAAUUUCUGCAGUUUCAGCUGACGGUCAAUGUGGUGGCUGUUAUAGUGGCUUUCACUGGAGCCUGUAUUACACAAGACUCUCCUCUGAAGGCCGUGCAGAUGUUGUGGGUGAACCUGAUUAUGGACACGUUUGCAUCUUUAGCUCUGGCCACCGAACCUCCUACUGAGUCCCUCUUGUUGCGCAAACCUUAUGGCCGGAACAAGCCUCUCAUCUCCAGGACCAUGAUGAAGAACAUCCUCGGACAUGCGGUGUAUCAGCUCAUCAUCAUCUUUACGCUGCUAUUUGUCGGUGAGAAGAUGUUUGAUAUCGAUAAUGGCCGUGAUGCUCCUCUCCAUGCUCCUCCGUCUGAGCAUUACACCAUCAUCUUUAACACUUUCGUCCUCAUGCAGCUCUUUAACGAGAUCAAUGCACGGAAAAUCCACGGCGAGAGGAACGUCUUUGACGGCAUCUUUGCUAAUCCCAUCUUCUGCUCCAUCGUCCUUGGCACCUUUGCUAUACAGAUUGUGAUUGUGCAGUUUGGAGGGAAGCCGUUUAGCUGUUCACCCCUGAAUGUGGAGCAGUGGCUCUGGUGUCUGUUUGUAGGAGUGGGAGAACUGAUCUGGGGUCAGGUGAUUGCAUCCGUGCCAACAAAUCAGCUGAAGUUUCUGAAGGAGGCAGGGCUUGGUCCAGCGGCUGAUGAUAUCACUGAUGAAGAUUUGGCAGAGGAUGAGGAAGAGAUCGAUCAUGCAGAGCGAGAACUGAGACGAGGACAAAUACUCUGGUUCCGAGGUCUAAACCGCAUUCAGACGCAGAUGGAGGUAGUCAGCACGUUUAAGCGCAGUGGCUCAUUUCAGGGUGCCGUCCGACGCCGGUCCUCCAUCCUCAGCCAGCUACAUGACGUAACCAACACACACACACACAUCCGAGUGGUGAGAACAUUCCACAGCUCUCUGUACGACGGAAUGGAAAAAUCGGACCUUCCUGAUGCGGCGAAUGAAUUCCAGACCCCUCCGGAGUUUAUCAUCUCUGAUGCUGGAUGCAGGAUUCCGCUGAUCGACGAGACAGACGUGGACGACCAAUCAGAAUGCUCCAAUUACAACCAUGUGACUCAACACCAGCGUAAGAGUCCCUCACGUUACCCUCACCGUCAACAUAGUCUCCCUGUUAAGCUCAACUGCAACAACAACACGUCCGAGAGAAGAGUGUGCGUGUGACUGGGGGGUCAAAGGUCAUUCAUCGCACCUGGCCUGCAGGUUCACAAGAAGGGGAUUUUAUAGUUAGAGAUUUUAUAUAAAGUAUUAAAACAAAUUCUGAUCAUUUUCAAGCCUGUAAAUUAUUUUCUUUGCUUAGCAAAGAUUCAAGUUAUGCACUCAACAUGUCGACUUUCUGCUCUACCUGAUUUUAAAAGCCAAUAAACUUCACCAUAUAUAUAUUUAAAUGAAUAAUGUGGCUAUUCUGAUCAUAUUUAAGGUUAAUCCCAAUAUGAUUAUAUGUAAAUUAGAUGCUUAUAUAUGCUUUAUAUACUCGUGUGUGUGUGUUACUUGUCAGUAUUGCUGUCUUUGUUUAU
Tachysurus vachellii is the source of this 4734-nucleotide messenger RNA. It is a transcript of the gene atp2b3a, whose product is annotated as ATPase plasma membrane Ca2+ transporting 3a. Gene Ontology annotation, biological process: regulation of cytosolic calcium ion concentration; calcium ion transmembrane transport. The coding region runs from base 569 to 4381 and encodes 1270 amino acids. The record is from RefSeq and is a predicted model, not a curated record. Lineage: Eukaryota; Metazoa; Chordata; Actinopteri; Siluriformes; Bagridae. Gene Ontology annotation, molecular function: ATP hydrolysis activity; P-type calcium transporter activity; ATP binding. Gene Ontology annotation, cellular component: membrane; intracellular membrane-bounded organelle. The transcript has 23 exons.